GUUAUUCCGCAUCAGUGAUGUUAUGAGCAUGCGCAUAGCACAGACUGCCCAAGUACGAAGGUCACUGAGCGGGAAAAAAGCGAUGCCACCCAAACGCAAAGCCGCCAGCAAGAAGGUGGAAGCCACAGACUCUGAGGACGAGCCGAAGAGCAAGAGAGUAUGCGCGGCUCCAAGACCCAGGGCCAAGAAGAGUCGGGCGUACAAGAUGCCGCCACCCCUGCCCUCUGGGCAGGUCCUGACCGACGUGACUGGCAAACACAGCUGGACCCUGGGGCGGUCGGUGGGGAAGGGCGGGUUCGGAGAGAUCUACCGAGCCUCUCCCAGCGGCAGUAGAAAGAGCCUGCAGCACGUCAUCAAAAUAGAGCCACUUGAGAACGGUCCGCUGUUCACAGAGAUAGCGUUCUACUGCAGAGUGGCCAAGGAGGACAUGAUCUCCAGCUGGGUGUCGUCACACAAACUGGCCUACCUGCCCAUCCCGCAGUACAUGGCCCAGGGCCGGCACUGCCACGCUGGCCUGGACUACAGGUUCCUGGUCAUGGACUGCUUCGGAGACGAUGUGGAGAAGAAGUUCAACCAGUGUGGCCGCAGGUUUGGCAGCAAGACCGUCUGUCAUCUGGCCAUCAGGAUUCUGGAAGCUCUGGAGUACCUGCACACGUCAGAGUAUGCUCAUGGAGAUAUCAAAGGUUCAAACCUUCCCACCGGCCUCCACCCAUCCAAACAACACCAGGUGUACCUGGUAGACUACGGGCUGGCCUAUCGCUACAGACCAGAUGGACAACACAAGGAGUACAAGGAGGAUCCCCGCAGCCAGCACGACAGGACUCUUGCAUUUACCAGCAUCGAUGCCCACAAGGGAGUCAGUCCAUCGGCGAGAGGAGAUCUUGAGAUCCUGGCCUACUGCCUCCUCCAGUGGUGGUCUGGCUGCCUGCCCUGGGACAGCCUCGUGGAAAAGGAGGACAAGGACAGUGUGGCACGGAUGAAGAUCAGGUUUUCUUUGUUCUUUGUAAAGAGUAUCUUCCAGUUUCAAGUACUCCAUGGUUGCCUGGAUCUCUGUAGGUACAAGACAGAUGUGGGUGGUAUCAUGAAGGCAUGUUUCAAGUCCAGCAGUCCUCCAGACAGCCUCCGUGACUUCCUGACCUACGUCCAUGGUCUGGACUACACGACAACUCCAGACUACAGCAAAUGCAUGCAGAUGUUUGUCAGGGAACUCAGUUGUCUGGGUCUACGAGACGACGGGAAGGACCUGGACUGGACUGCCGCCACCUCAAAAAGUAAGACUGCUGUGGUGGCAGAAGAGUGUGAUGAUGAUGAUGAAGGUGUCAGUUCACCACCGCCCAAAAAGAAACGAGGGACAAAACGUGGCGAGAAGACUGCCACGGCUGCUGGCAAGCCGGAGAAGAAAGCUCCAGUCAAGAGAGGAAAAAAGGGAGCCUCACCAGAGCCUGCUGCAGCAGUGGCGUCUGAAGAUGAUGAUGACGGUCCAGCUGAGGAGGAGCCUGAGACCUCCAGGAAGAGAGGUCCCACGGGGAAGGGGAGGAAGAGAAAGUCUCCACGGUCCAGGCAACAACAGGUUGCAGCCGCUGUCUCGAUACGGCCAGCCCGACAGGCGUCUGGCGUCAUCCCUCAAGCCUCAUACCCUGCAGCUCUGGGCUAUGUGGGCAACGGAGAGCCGGAGGACCUGGAGCCCAGCACCAAGAGACCCAGACAGCAGAGGUCUCGAGCUGCCACUGCGAAAAAGUCUCCUCUCAAACCAAAGACUGCAACUAGAGCAAAAAAGAAGGCACUUUCUCGUGAGGACAGAACUUGAUUUGCAAUGUACUAGCUAUGUAUAUAUUUGACUACGCACAUUAACGUUGUAUAUAUGCACAUUAACAUUGUACUCUGUGAAUUAUUGUCAAACACGAGUCAAUAAGCAGAGGUGGCCAUGACGUGACGUGUGCAAUGGUGUAGUUUAUUGUUUGUGUGUGCUAAGUUCUCGCUGUGGAAUUCUAAUAUAAGUACCUACAUUACUGUGUACACAUGUGUAUGUGUGUGUAUUAACAGUGUUCAAGUAUAUUAUAUACUACGUGACUGUGUAUAGCUAACGUCAUGUUCUUUAUAUGG
Messenger RNA from Geodia barretti, 2103 nucleotides. The record is from the annotation of a GenBank genome assembly. NCBI's taxonomy places the organism in Eukaryota, Metazoa, Porifera, Demospongiae, Tetractinellida, Geodiidae.